Messenger RNA from Annulohypoxylon maeteangense, 321 nucleotides. RefSeq lists its product as uncharacterized. The record is from RefSeq and is a predicted model, not a curated record. Bases 1 to 321 code for a protein of 106 amino acids. Lineage: Eukaryota; Fungi; Ascomycota; Sordariomycetes; Xylariales; Hypoxylaceae. The transcript has a single exon.
AUGUCGAUCUUUAUCACACGAGAAGUAUACUCCUGCACACAUAGCCUAGAUCGACGCCACCGAACCCUCGGGACCGAUGAUGGUGUCGAGAUCGAGAUAGUUCCGAUCCCGUCCCAAUGUCCGGCGUGCGUGUACGACUCUCUCCUAGAGGGAUGUAUAGAGCUCGACGAAAAUAACAAGCGCGAUUACUCAACGCUAGACCAGACGGCUACGAAUGAAGAACGCGUGGGUGAGUUCGCCAAGUAUCUGCAAGAAUUGCUGGAGAAGAAGCGGUGUGCUCUGAUGGCCGUUUAUGGCGCCGGAUUUGUCCCGGAGUUUUAA